Eptesicus fuscus (big brown bat) is the source of this 963-nucleotide messenger RNA. It is a transcript of the gene EPYC, whose product is annotated as epiphycan. The transcript is spliced from 6 exons. Lineage: Eukaryota; Metazoa; Chordata; Mammalia; Chiroptera; Vespertilionidae. Gene Ontology annotation, molecular function: protein binding. The record is from RefSeq and is a predicted model, not a curated record. The coding region runs from base 1 to 963 and encodes 320 amino acids.
AUGAAAGCAUUAGCAAGACUUGUUCUGGGACUUGUCAUCUUUGAUGCUGCUGUGACUGCUCCAACGUUAGAGCCCAUCAACUAUGACUCAGAAACUUACGAUGCCACCUUGGAAGACCUGGAUGAUUUAUACAACUAUGAAAACAUACCUAUUGGCCAAGCUGAGAUUGAAAUAGCAACAAUGAUGCCUUCAGGGAACAGAGAGCUCCUCACCCCGCCCCCACAGCCAGAGGAGGCUGAAGAGGAAGAAGAGGAGUCCACCCCCAGGCUGAUUGACGGUUUUUCCCCACAGGAACCUGAAUUCACCAGGGUUCUGGGUCCACACGCCAGUGAAGAUUUUCCAACCUGCCUUCUGUGUACCUGUAUAAGUACCACUGUAUACUGUGAUGACCAUGAACUUGAUGCUAUUCCUCCACUGCCCAAGAACACUGCUUAUUUCUAUUCCCGCUUUAACAGAAUUAAAAAGAUCAACAGAAAUGACUUCGCAAGCCUAAGUGAUUUAAGGAAGAUUGAUCUGACAUCAAAUUUAAUAUCUGAAAUUGAUGAAGAUGCAUUCAGAAAGCUGCCUGAACUCAGAGAGCUUAUCCUACGUGACAACAAAAUAAGGCAACUUCCAGAUUUGCCAACCACUUUGACAUUCAUUGAUAUUAGCAACAAUAGACUUGGAAGGAAAGGAAUAAAGCAAGAAGCAUUUAAAGAUAUGUAUGAUCUCCAUCACCUCUACCUCACAGAUAACAACUUGGAUCACAUCCCUCUGCCACUCCCAGAAAACCUACGAGCACUUCAUCUCCAGAAUAACAACAUUCUGGAGAUGCAUGAAGAUACCUUCUGUGAUGUUAAAAAUUUGACUUAUAUUCGUAAGGCACUAGAAGAUAUCCGAUUGGACGGAAACCCUAUCAAUCUCAGCAAAACUCCUCAAGCUUACAUGUGCCUACCUCGUUUGCCUAUUGGGAGUCUUGUCUAA